UUGGGCUUUAUUAUAGGUUUUGAACUAAUUGGCAAGUGCAUAUGUACAGUCACACAAACACAAACACACGUACAUGCACCUCCCACACUUUCCGAUUAUAUGUCUCAGGAAAUGCCGCCUCAAUAGAAAUAGAGCAAAGUUCUGCAUCACGUGCCUAAAAAAGAUAGCUUUAACCACAGUCAAAUGCACUGCAGUGGAAAUUUGCACAACGACUUUCUGCAUCUCUAAUUCACCGAACUUGAAUUUGACAUCAGGCAAAACUUUGUUCAACUUAUGGAACUUGUGGCCCCAACAAUGAGCUCCUCAAAUUCAGCCUGGUCUUGAUGAAACACAUUUCUGGGUGUCAUCGACACAACAAAGGAAGCUAAUUCCCUGUAUGUGCCUACUAUUGUUUUUCAGACUCAUUAAGUCAUUACUUCUAAACUGUGAUGAAAUAUUCUGUUUGGACAAUGUAUUUGGAUGCAAUACUAAAUAGUUUUUCCUCCUUUUUUAUAUUUGAUGGGGGCAGUAACGUACUUGCGAACAUCCCAAUGGACGUUGGAUACUGUCUGAUGACAUCAACUCCUCCUGGCCAAGGCUACAUUGACACAAGGUGAAUGUAAGAGAAGCAUCUUUAAUAUGGCACUGUACAUGUUUUAUUUAUAGUUCAGGCCAUAAAUCUGUCGAUUUUACACAUUAUGUAAUAAAGGGUCUCUGCUCAGUCUCUCCAUGACCAAAGGGUCAUUAGCCUAAAAACAGCCGAAGACCUCUGGUUUGCAUAUUUUGAGCAGGAGGGGGCAGACUUUACAAGAUAAUGGAGGAUCCAGGGCUGUGAUUGGCUGUUUUUUUCUGUGCGGGAAAAUGUGAGGGGGGUGGGCUUGCCUUUCUGAAGAAGGAGGAGGAACAGGAGACUGUGACGGAGUGUGUGUGUGUGUGUGUGUGUGUGAGAGAGAGAGUAAGCAGCCACACACAUGCUGGUUGGCAUGGACACACGGCAGGCAAAUGGAAAAGAAAAAUUCUAAAUAUUCUGCUUCCUUCCAGUCCAUAAUCAGGUCUUCUCUGUGGCUUUGCUGCUCCUGAGGGUAUCAUGGUAACAGCUCAAAGCGCUGUCAGAUCUGUCCUCCUGCUAGUUUGCUGUGCUGUCCUCUGCUCCUCUAUAGGGCCUCCUGUGCUGUCUUCCUAUGCCAAGACAGAAGACAAGCUCUUUAAACAUCUCUUCAGCAACUACCAGAAAUGGGUGAGACCAGUGGAGGAUCUCAACAGAGCGGUGCAGGUGAAAUUUGGCCUGGCUAUCUCUCAGCUCGUGGAUGUGGAUGAGAAGAACCAGCUGAUGACAACCAAUGUUUGGAUGAAGCAGGAGUGGACAGACAUGACUCGAUGGAAUCCGGAUCAUUAUCUGGGCAUCACCUCCAUCAGAGUUCCCUCAGACUCCAUCUGGAUUCCUGACAUUGUGCUCUAUGACAAUGCAGAUGGUAAUUUUGAGGCCACAGUGACAAAAGCGGUGGUGAGGUAUGACGGCACUAUCUCCUGGACUCCUCCUGCUAACUAUAAAUCUGCCUGCACUAUUGAUGUGACGUUCUUCCCCUUUGACCUUCAGAACUGCUCCAUGAAGUUUGGCUCCUGGACCUACGAUGGUUCCCAGGUGGAUAUUCUUCUUGAGGAUGUACAUGUGGACAAACGAGACUAUUUUGACAAUGGUGAAUGGGAGAUUGUGACGGCCACAGGGAGCCGGGGUUUGAGAAGUGAUGGAACCUUUUUCUAUCCAUCCAUCACUUACUCCUUUAUAAUCAGACGUCUUCCUCUUUUCUACACCCUCUUCCUCAUCAUUCCCUGCAUUGGAUUGUCUUUCCUGACUGUGCUGGUGUUUUAUCUCCCAUCUAACGGAGGAGAGAAAAUCUCCCUCUGCACAUCAGUACUCGUCUCUCUUACAGUCUUCCUUCUGGUGAUAGAAGAGAUCAUCCCUUCAUCAUCAAAGGUUAUUCCUCUCAUUGGUGAAUAUCUGGUCUUCACUAUGAUCUUCGUGACACUUUCCAUCGUCAUCACUGUCUUUGCCAUUAACAUCCAUCAUCGCUCCUCAUCCACUCAUCACAGCAUGGCGCCCUGGGUCCGUCGUAUCUUUCUACACCACCUGCCUAAACUGCUCUGCAUGCGCAGCCACGUGGGACCGCUACGCCACCGCCCCGCGAGAAACGGAAGAGAAGGGCUGGGUUAUGGGAAGAGUUCGGGUCAGGAUACCACUCCUCUGCUCAAAGCAGAACACAGUCUGCAGGCAGCUUUAGAAUCUAUACGCUACAUCACGCGCCAUGUGGUGAAGGAGAAUGAAGUCAGAGAGGUUGUUCAGGACUGGAAGUUUGUGGCCCAGGUUUUGGACCGGGUCUUCCUGUGGGCAUUUCUCUUAGUAUCACUGCUCGGCUCUGCUCUGCUUUUCAUUCCCGUCAUCUAUAAAUGGGCCAACAUCAUUGUUCCCAGCUAUGCUGGAAGUACCAGCUAAAACACAAGAAUGUAUAAAACUGAAAAACAUUGUUUCCUGGAUAAAGAUUUUGCAUUAUUAUAUUUAUUACUGUAGUCUUCAAAGCAUCUAUGCAACUUGUGGCAAUUGAGCGCUGUCAUUUAUGCUGUAACAUGCUGCGUCACAAUAUAUGUUGUAUGCUGAUUUCAUUACAAUAAAAUUUAUAAUAACAGUAUUUAGGUAUUUCACAUCAUAAUUUAAAAAAAAAAGGCUGUAUCAUCAUGGUUUUAGGCUUUAAUCGUAAUAUAUAUCAUAAUAAUCCCACU
This is a messenger RNA of Puntigrus tetrazona (Sumatra barb), 2754 nucleotides long. RefSeq names its product neuronal acetylcholine receptor subunit alpha-5-like. Gene Ontology annotation, cellular component: synapse; neuron projection; postsynaptic membrane. The record is from RefSeq and is a predicted model, not a curated record. Gene Ontology annotation, biological process: signal transduction; chemical synaptic transmission; regulation of membrane potential. Lineage: Eukaryota; Metazoa; Chordata; Actinopteri; Cypriniformes; Cyprinidae. Gene Ontology annotation, molecular function: transmembrane signaling receptor activity; acetylcholine-gated monoatomic cation-selective channel activity.